This is a messenger RNA of Hypoxylon fragiforme, 2033 nucleotides long. Its product is annotated as tRNA synthetases class II core domain (F)-domain-containing protein. Gene Ontology annotation, cellular component: phenylalanine-tRNA ligase complex; cytoplasm; cytosol. Gene Ontology annotation, biological process: phenylalanyl-tRNA aminoacylation. Gene Ontology annotation, molecular function: phenylalanine-tRNA ligase activity; tRNA binding; ATP binding. NCBI's taxonomy places the organism in Eukaryota, Fungi, Ascomycota, Sordariomycetes, Xylariales, Hypoxylaceae. The coding region runs from base 236 to 1786 and encodes 516 amino acids. The record is from RefSeq and is a predicted model, not a curated record. The transcript is spliced from 9 exons.
CUACCAUGUAUCAUCAGUGUGUUAAACAGUCAAAAAAGUUUAUGACUCAAGCUGUCUACCUAUUACCCUAACUAUCCUAGAUAACCAUUGCGAACAGAUUGAUUUACCUUUUUUUUUUUUUAUAAAAAAAAAGAAAGAGAAAUCACAGAAAGACAUAGACUCAGCAUUCCCAAGAUUUGAAAUUUACUAAAAAUACUGCAUGACUGGACACACGCGAAAAUUCUUGAUUUAAGAAAUGGCGUCUUCGACGGUGAGUCCCUCUUCGGGGGAUCUCACCACCCAUAUUCUUCAAUCCCUCGACAAUUCCUCUCCGCUCCUAUCCACUGAAGCACUCCCUACCGCGGGCUUCGCCGAGGUGAAAGCGGCCCUAGAUCGAUUGGCUUCCCGUGACAUGGUCAGUUACGAGACCAUAGAACGAGAGGAGGCCAUAUUAGAACCCGAGGGCGAGCUAAUCGCGGCCAAUGGCAGUCAUGAGGCACGCGUGUUUGAAGCUCUGCGCUCUGCAGUCGAUGGCCUCACCGUGCAAGAUCUAGAAAAAGCCAUUGGUGACAAGAACAUCGUUAAGAUUGGACAAGGCAAAGCAUUCAAGGAGAAAUGGAUAUCAAAAACCAAGGACGGUAAAUUCAAGGCCACGGCAGAGUCGAUACAGGAUAUCACCAAAGAGCAGAUGCAAACUAUAAAGGCGACACGGACAUACCCCGAUGUCAAGCUGCUAGCCGAUUUGAGGAAGCGCAAGCUUAUCAGGAUGCAGAAGAUCAUCAGCUUCAGAAUCCAUAAAGGCCCCAAGUUCGCCCUCAAAAUUCCCGAAGAGGCUACUGACCUGACUGCCGACAUGAUCACAACGGGCUCGUGGAAGACGGCCACCUUCAAGCCCUACAACUUCAAAGCUUCUGGCGCUGAUCAACGGUCAGGUGCCUUGCAUCCACUCAACAAGGUCCGCGCCGAGUUCAGACAGAUUUUCUUCGAGAUGGGCUUCGAAGAGAUGCCAACUGAUAGAUUUGUCGAAUCUGGUUUCUGGAACUUCGAUGCCCUGUUCGUACCGCAACAACACCCGGCCCGUGAUUUACAAGACACCUUCUAUAUUUCCGAUCCCCAGGCCGCUGACAAGCCACGAGCAACAUCACCCGAAGAUGAGAAGGAUUAUGAUGCUUAUUGGGAGAACGUGAAGGCAGUCCAUCAAGAUGGUAAAUAUGGGUCGAUUGGGUACCGGUAUCCAUGGUCUGGAGACGAGUCAUUACGGCUUGUCCUACGUACUCACACAACAGCCAUCAGCGCGAACAUGCUCCAUAAGUUGGCAGCUAAUAGAGGCCCCGACGGAGUGCCACCACCUGCGCGGUACUUCUCCAUCGAUAGGGUGUUUCGAAACGAGAGUGUUGAUGCAACUCAUCUGGCAGAAUUCCAUCAGGUUGAAGGUGUCAUUGCUGACACCAACCUGACUCUUGGGGGCCUUAUGGAAUUCAUGGAUAUUUUCUUUGGCAAGAUGGGCAUAACAGACCUCAAAUAUAAGCCUGCUUACAACCCCUACACUGAACCGAGCAUGGAGAUCUUCUCGUAUCACAAGGGCCUCGGUAAGCUUAUUGAGAUAGGGAAUAGCGGAAUGUUCCGGCCUGAGAUGCUCGAGUCCAUGGGUUUCCCGAAGGAAAUGCGUGUAUAUGGAUGGGGUCUGUCGUUGGAAAGACCGACGAUGAUUAAGUACGGUAUUUCGAAUAUUCGGGAACUAUUAGGACAUAAGGUGGAUUUGAACUUCGUGGAAAGUAGCCCUGCUGUACGAUUAGACAAAGACUAAAGAGAAAUGAAUUAAAAAUUUAUCUCAGUGAACUUAAACCACAAAUUUCAUGUUCAUGUAUUUGUAAGGCCCUAAGACCUCACAAGGCCUUUGGCCCUUAUGGGCCUCAUGAACCCUAAUGUCUCAAAUGUUAUGUGAUCUCCUUUUAUAAGAUAUGGGAUUGCCAAGCGUUGGUAAAUGGGAAUAGCUUCUCUUUUACUUUUUAAUAAGCUCAUUUAUCAUAUGCCCUUAUAUACGCUUAAAGCGU